AUGACGGAGACGUGGAUCUCAACCGAUGUUUCGUUUUAUUUAUUUCUCUGCCGUGUCGCGCAACGAACGCCGGAACGCGCGCUCAUCACUAUAUAUACACGCCAACACCACAAAAAUGUUGACAUAACUAUACACGAUGAACAUGCGUGUAAUACGUACAUUAGAAGGAAACUUACGACGACGACGACGACGACGGCGUUUAAACGAGACGAACAUGAUCUCCAAACUGCCAUUAAAGUUCCAUUCGAGGACCCACAACUAUACUUUGACAGCGGGGAGGAUGGUUUUCCAGCAUUUGGUAUUAAACCUGGAUCUGAUAUAAAAUCACCGUAUCGGUUGUUCCUUCCUGAAAAAUUGUACUCGGAAUUCUCCAUCGUGGUAAAUUUCAAACUAAAUUCUAUGGAAGGUGGUUUUCUGUUUGCCGUUGUCAAUCCUUUAGAAAACGUGGUUCAGUUGGGCGUGCAGGUUGUACCAUUGUCGUCGAGCGCGAUGAACGUGAGCUUUCUGUAUACGGACGUUAACAAAUACUCAUCGUCGUCAAACGUCUUGGCCUCGUUUUCGGUACCGUGGAAGAUUCGGAAAUACRUACGACUGAGCUUGAAGGUGACCAGAGAGUACGUGCGAUUGAUUGGUAGGUGUAUAGAACCACAAACCGUGAUGGUGGUCAGGGAUCCGGUAGAACUGUUAUUCGACUCAGCGUCCACGUUGUACAUUGGCCAGGCAGGGCCUCUGAUCAAAGGACCGUUCGACCUACUAACCRAACCGUAG
Diuraphis noxia (Russian wheat aphid) is the source of this 768-nucleotide messenger RNA. RefSeq lists its product as uncharacterized. Lineage: Eukaryota; Metazoa; Arthropoda; Insecta; Hemiptera; Aphididae. The record is from RefSeq and is a predicted model, not a curated record.